Messenger RNA from Microbotryum saponariae, 194 nucleotides. The record is from the annotation of a GenBank genome assembly. Lineage: Eukaryota; Fungi; Basidiomycota; Microbotryomycetes; Microbotryales; Microbotryaceae.
AUGUGGAAGCACAGGUUCGGGUGGUGCUUUCUUGUUUUCGUUCUUUCUUCUUUGGGAAAACCAGGUCCCAGCUGGUCCUACUAGCUCUUCUGCCUCACUGCAUCGAUCACAUCACCUGCCGCCUUUCCCUCUGUUAUUCGUUGGCCGCCUGCAGGCGAUUCGCGCAGCCGCGGUCUCGCCGAAUUCGCCGAUGA